AUGGAGAAGAAUGACAAGGAGACGCGUGACUUCAUGAGCGUAGAAUCGUUCUCUCAGUUGCCCUUCACCCGCCCUAAACUGCUUAAAGAAAAGGGUAUCAGGCUCUUCGGCAAGGAAUUCGGUGGCGAUCCAGAUUUGGACUCUGUCGAAACAAAUGCUGAGAAAGUAAUCAAGGAAUCUGAAAAUGGCGAAAGUGGUCGAAAAUUUGAGUGCCACUAUUGUUUCAGAAACUUCCCAACUUCUCAGGCCUUAGGGGGGCAUCAAAACGCUCACAAAAGAGAGCGCCAAAACGCCAAGAGGGCUGCUAUGGGCUACGACAUAUAUCCACAGACGCAUUCUUUCGGCAUCAACUAUCAUCGCUUCGCUUCGGGUUCAGAUAAUUCCCAAGUCAGUACUUAUAACCAGUAUCCUUGGAACAGCAACAGUUCAGUUUAUAACAGGUUUUACGGCAGUUAUGGCGCCUAUAAUCACGCGCAGACACCACCAAUCCACGGCAGUCCUUUGUCAUUGUGGCGAAACCCGUCCACAAACAAUGUUCCCAGACUGAAUAAUCAUGAUCAAUAUCUGACGACAAAUUCAUCGCUUCUCUAUUCAAAUAUUGAUCGCCUGCAGCCAUCAAGAAACGAAAGCUCUAGCUCACAAAACCGGUAUGUUUAUCAAUCUAGUAAAAUGAAGGAUCAUGUGAGUUUAGACCUUCAUCUAUAA
Molecule: messenger RNA, 705 nt
Organism: Daucus carota subsp. sativus
Lineage: Eukaryota; Viridiplantae; Streptophyta; Magnoliopsida; Apiales; Apiaceae
Product: zinc finger protein GIS
Exons: 1
Coding region: 1-705 (234 amino acids)
Biological process (GO): trichome morphogenesis; response to gibberellin; trichome differentiation
Molecular function (GO): DNA-binding transcription factor activity
Source: RefSeq, a predicted model, not a curated record